Planococcus citri (citrus mealybug) is the source of this 2820-nucleotide messenger RNA. It is a transcript of the gene mxt, whose product is annotated as Eukaryotic translation initiation factor mextil. Gene Ontology annotation, biological process: regulation of formation of translation initiation ternary complex; positive regulation of translation. The transcript is spliced from 11 exons. NCBI's taxonomy places the organism in Eukaryota, Metazoa, Arthropoda, Insecta, Hemiptera, Pseudococcidae. Gene Ontology annotation, cellular component: cytoplasm; RNA cap binding complex. Gene Ontology annotation, molecular function: translation initiation factor activity; RNA binding; eukaryotic initiation factor 4E binding. Bases 286 to 1971 code for a protein of 561 amino acids. The record is from RefSeq and is a predicted model, not a curated record.
GAUCAGCUGUGAUGAUUUUCCGCUUUUCCGGGCAACUUUGAUUGCGAUAAUAAUUUUUCUUUCGCGAUUGUUUUAAAUUAAAUUUAAAAAUUAUGUUAUAAAAUUCGAUCCCGAUUACGUGAUUUUAGUUCCUAAACAAACUUCAAGUUGAUUCACGACUUUCACUCGCGGAAACCUGACGUUUUAUCUAACUCUAAAAAUAUUCCAAAUUUUUGAUGCAAUCAUUCGUGAUCCUCUCUUUCGGUAACUUUUAAAUACUAUUUGUUAACAUUUUCAAAAUCAAGUAUGUCUAGUUCUGGAUUAGGACGUGGUUCAAGCACUAGAACUGUCCGUAAAAUCGAAGCCCCUCGGCCAUUGAAAACAGCCAACUCGGCUGUAUCAAAUGAGUCGAAAAAACAUGCACCAUCUUCUUUGGUGCUACCAUCUAAAGCCAUUGACUCAGCUGAGAAAUUACUACUGCUGAUGGACGCCGUCGUUAGUGGUAUUUUGAGCACCGACGAAUUAUCUUUAAAACCUGAAAACAAAAGUUUGCUCACAGCUAAUAUCGUAAUUUUAUGCGAAAACUUGAAAAAAUUCGGGCCUCAAUUGGAAGGAUCUCUGUAUCGAGGUCAAUUAGAUCGAGCGUUCCAUACUUUUCGAGAGGGAAUGGUACGAAAUAAUCUGGAAUUCGAAGCACGAGUUCAUUUAUUAGAUAUUUUAGAACUUAGAGAAUGUAAUUGGCUACUUCGCAGAAAUUCGAAAACUCUCGUCGUUAAAAAUUGUAUUCCACCUUCAGACGAAGACUCCUCUACAAUAAAACUUUCAACUCAUCAAUCGGAAUCCACUACUCAUCUGGGAGCUGACGAAGUGAUCAAAAGCUCAGGUAAAUAUCGAGAUAAACCUUCUAAAUCAUCGAAAAAUUACUGCAAAGAGGAAAUCAUCAUUCGUAAUGCCGAUUCUGGCAAAGGUAAGCGUAAAUGCGCACCGACCCGUAGAUCUUGGAAAACCGACCUUUCGACCUUUCGUCUCACACUCGCAUCGAUUUUAUUUUUAUCAGUGAUGGGAAUCAAAGGACGCAGAGUCCAUAUGAUAGAACAAUUAAGUGAUACGAUAAUAUCCUUUCAAAAAGUUCAGCCAACUUUCAAAGAAAGACUUGUGCAGAUUACCGGUCCUAAUGAUGAGAAAAUAUCGUAUGCUACUCAGCUAAUAGAAGAUACUAUUCGUAAUAAUGCGUCUCCGGUGAGAGAACUCGGUGGAUCCGAGUCUAGUUUCAGCAGUGACGAAUUUUGUGAAAAACAAGUACCUGAAGAUGAUAAUUUAGCUAACUGGAGUUUGUCAUCUAAUGCGUGUCAAUAUAAACAUAAGGUUACCUACAAUGAUUGCGUUUUAACCAUUACUGGCAAUGAUUACAAUUACGUUACUUUAGCUAAAGAGGUCCUAGAUGACUAUUUUUUAAAACUUAGUACCAAGUAUUCUGAAAGUGAUGAUUUGGCUCGUGCAGCUGACGAUUACCUUGAAAAUGAUGUAUUCUUUGAACCGAGCGUUCACGUCGAUGAAACCAUUCAAGACUUGGCUAUGCAUUUUGGUGCUGGUGACGUAAAAAUAGAAGAAGAAGAGGAAGAAGACGAAUUAUUGGAGCAGUUGCAUAAAGAAUUAAAUGGUAUCGAAAUCGAACCCGAAUCUAGUCCUGUCAAUGAGAUCAUUUCGAUCUCAGACUCUUUGGAUGAAAAUGACGACACCGGAUCUUCAUCCACCGAUAUCAACUUUCCUCGCUACGUUUACACCAAAGAAUUCUUACUCGAGUGCCGAACUAAACCUAUAUGCCAAAGAGAGCCGGAAAAUUUCGAUCGAGUUCGAGAGAGGUUCCCGAAGUUGAUGAAAACGAAUCUUAGAAGAUCGUCGUCAUCACCUAGCAAAGGCGAUAAUAACAUCAGAAGAUCGUCAUCAUCGCCUACCCAAAGCGAUAAUAACAAUCAAAACGAAACAUUGUGAUAUUUAUUAUGCUUAUGCGUUUACAAUAUUUUAGUGAAAUGUUCUAAAAAACAAAAAAAAUUUAUAACUUGUUCGUAUAUAUUUAGGAAAAACAACCUUAUGUAAAACUAGACACAUCCAAACUUACAACCAUGUAUUAGGUACCUUCUAUAGGAAUUAGGGUAUAAUUGUUCUUCAAAAGAGAGUAAUAUAGUUAGUUACUUAUAAACUAGAUAUAUAAAAAAGCGUAUUUUUCAACUCUGGCAACAGCUAUAACAAAAGCUUAUCUCAAAAUUUUUUUUAAACAAUGUAUUGUACAUAAAAAAGCGAAGCUAAACGAAUGUUAAAUCGCCUCGUUUAAUUUUUUAUAUACGAAGAUAGACGAAUUAAGCGCAUGCCCGAUGUAAUAUUUUUAAUGCCUGUGUUGUUAUCAUUGCUAAUAUUUCUGUUAAUAUUUUCCAGUUUUCUGGUAUCUUUCGUGUAUACCCGUUUUGCUUCCCUGCAACGAAAUUGUUUGUAGAUAUAACAAAUAUUAUAUUGCACAUUUUGAUAGUAUUAUGAAAAUUUCUAAUCUAUACUGGGUAUUUUUUUAUUUUUUAUCAAAUUGUUCGUUUUUUUUUUUUUUUUUUUGAUAUUAACGUAUUUGUUUAAUUGACCGUGGUACGUGAUAUUUACUUAUAAUACAUAUUUACAUUUGACUGGAGAAUUUUCAAAUUAUCAAAAUCACUAACUAUGGUUUAGCUGAGAUAAAAGAAAAGACUUUGUAUACCAUUGAUAAAUUUUUUUUUUGUUACCGUUUUAUACUUUCUUACUUAUUAUACCACUGGUUAAAUUUUUCUGAUCUUAAUAUACGAGUGUUUUCUAUUGGUA